Molecule: messenger RNA, 1536 nt
Organism: Recurvomyces mirabilis
Lineage: Eukaryota; Fungi; Ascomycota; Dothideomycetes; Mycosphaerellales; Teratosphaeriaceae
Exons: 1
Coding region: 1-1536 (511 amino acids)
Biological process (GO): transmembrane transport
Cellular component (GO): membrane
Molecular function (GO): transmembrane transporter activity
Source: RefSeq, a predicted model, not a curated record
AUGCGUAUGAAAUACGACCGUCUCCCUCAAGCCGACGGAGAAGACGGUGAGGAUCAGAGCCGGCCAAACAGGAUGGAGCGAACACGAACGAACGACAGUUUUGGCAUGAGCAACGUGUCGCCACAAGCCACUAAUGUAACCACUAUACCGACAAACCACGACAGUCUUGACGGUCUAAUCCCGAAUCGCGAUAAUGAGACCUCACCAUUACCCAACGACCACGAGACCACACCACAAAUCCAGUACCGCACCUACCGUCGCCGCUUCGUCGGUCUAGCCCAACUCGUCCUCCUGAACAUAGUAGUAAGCUGGGACUGGCUGACCUUCGCCGCCGUCUCCUCAACCAGCGCCACCUACUUCGGCGUCCCAGAAACCUCCAUAAAUUGGCUCUCCACCGGCUUCCUCUUCGCCUUCAUCGUCGUCUCCCCGCUUGUAAUCUACACCCUCCACACCGGCGGGCCCAGACGCAGUAUUCUAGUCGCCUCCACCCUCGUCCUCCUUGGGAAUUGGAUCCGGUAUGCUGGGACUCGAGACCUCAGACACGGACAUGGACGAUUCGGAGUCGUGAUGUUCGGCCAGAUCUUGAUAGGAUUUGCGCAGCCUUUUGUCCUGGCGGCACCGACAAGAUAUAGUAAUCUUUGGUUCUCUGAUACUGGGCGUGUGACUGCUACGGCUAUUGCGUCACUGGCGAAUCCCUUUGGGGCGGCAUUGGGGCAGCUUAUUGGACCGCUUUGGGUUGACCCUUCGAAAGUGGGUGCUGGAAUUCCGAACAUGGUGCUGUAUACUUCUAUUCUAUCGACUAUUGCUUGCUUACCGGCUCCGUUCAUCCCGGCUGGACCGCCCAGUCCGCCCUCCGCUUUCGCCGCCGAGGAGAAGCUGGAUCUUCGCGAAGCGCUUCGAGUCCUGCCCAAGAAUGUGUCAUUCUGGCUGCUAUUUGUGGCUUUCAGUAUCUACGUCGGCUUCUUCAACGCCUUCUCCAGCCUUAUUAACCAGACUUUCGAGCCCUACGGCUUUUCGGAGACUGAAGCAGGAAUAGCAGGCGGCUUGCUCAUAGUAGUCGGUCUGAUAGCCUCCGCUGUUGUGAGUCCGAUAGUAGACCGCACGAAAGCCUACCUCGCCACGAUAAAGAGUAUCGUGCCACUCAUCGCGGCUGGCUACUUAGUCCUGAUCUUCAUGCCUGGAACACGAAACGUAGUAGGGCCAUACAUCGUUUGCUCAAUAUUAGGCGCUACGUCAUUUUCUCUACUACCUUGUGCGCUGGAGUAUCUGGUUAUUGUCACGCAUCCUGUGAGCCCGGAGAUUACGAGUACAAUUUGUUGGACGGGUGGACAGCUGUUGGGAGCGGUGUUCAUCAUUAUCAUGGACGCUUUGAAGGGUGGAUGGAGUGGCCAGCCACAAGAGAGUCUGAUCCGAGGUCUCAUCUUCCAGGCUGUGGUUGCUUGGGUGGCUGUCCCCUUUGCGAUGUCGUUGGGUGUGGGACGGGGCAGGCUGGGGGCAACGCUACAUGGUAACGUGCACCGGAGUGAGACGACAUAA